Molecule: messenger RNA, 6739 nt
Organism: Engraulis encrasicolus (European anchovy)
Lineage: Eukaryota; Metazoa; Chordata; Actinopteri; Clupeiformes; Engraulidae
Gene: znf319b
Product: zinc finger protein 319b
Exons: 2
Coding region: 711-2573 (620 amino acids)
Biological process (GO): regulation of transcription by RNA polymerase II
Molecular function (GO): DNA-binding transcription factor activity, RNA polymerase II-specific; RNA polymerase II cis-regulatory region sequence-specific DNA binding
Source: RefSeq, a predicted model, not a curated record
UUUAUUCAGGUUCCUGUCUGCUUGCGCGUUAGCCUGUGGGGGUUUCGGUGGCCAUCGAGCUCAAUGUCUCGUAGUACUGGAUACAAAAUUCAAUGCAUUGUAGCUACAGGCGCUAAAGUCAUGCCAAACCAUUUUGAAUGAUCUAGGACAAGCGGGUAUUGCAAUGUGCUUAUUUAAAUUGUAGGUAUUCUAUGAGGCGACGCAUUUACGGAUACAUCCACGGAACUGAGGCGACUGGCGAAGGAGAGAGGCCUACGGUACAGGACUGACCAAGACAGGACGUGGAUAUUCGAGGUAACAGGCCUGCGGGACAUGUGCGAUUCUGGAGCCGCCUAGAGGGAGUGGACCAGGACCGAGGAUCUAGGGCUACAUCUACAUCCACGCCAUUCUUCACACACCUCCUCUUUCUCCUCUUUCUCUCUUUUUUUCCCCCUUUUCCUUUUUUCACUUAAUCGACACCCAUCCACACCAUAGUCAUAGCGUCUCGUUGAGCACUCGUUUCACUCACAUUCACACACACACACACACACAACAAACCCCCACAUAUUACCCAUUUUCUCUUAGUGUGGUACCACUGAACCGGCAAAAUAAGUUUCCCAGUGCCCCCCCACUUGUCCCACCGCAGCCAGUCGUCCAGCCACUUUCCACUGGAUCCGCACGGCAAACGGGCCCACUCAACCCCAAAGCUGAAUCCAUACAGUCGAGCCAGGAUGACGGAGGCGUGGCAGCAGCACGCUGUGGCCCCCCCGCCCCCGGUGGUGCACACCAUCCCGCCGGGGGCCGAGAGCUCCCUUGGCUGCGCCGUGUACGGCAUAGUGCUGCAGCCGGACCCUGCCCUGCAGCAGCAGCAGCAAACGCAGCAACAACAACAGCAACAACAGCAAGCUCAGGCCCAGCAGCAGCAAACACAGCAAUCGCAGCCGCACCACGGGCAGCAGCACGGCCAGCAGCAGCAUCCGGCGCAGGCGCAGCAGCCCUCCCUGCAGGUAGGGGGCGAGGGCGGGCACAAGUGCGGCGCUUGCGGCCACGACAUCUCCCACCUGGCUAACCCGCACGAGCACCAGUGCAUGGUGAGCCAAGACCGCUCCUUCCAGUGCACCCAGUGCCUGAAGAUCUUCCACCAGGCCACCGACCUGCUGGAGCACCAGUGCGUGCAGGUGGAGCAGAAGCCGUUUGUGUGCGGCGUGUGCAAGAUGGGCUUCUCCCUGCUCACCUCCCUGGCGCAGCACCACAACGCCCACAACAGCACCAACCCCAUGAAGUGCUCCAUCUGCGAGAAGACCUAUCGGCCCGGCUCCUCCGGCAGUGCCACCCCGACGUCCAGCUCCAACCCCCAGCAGCCCAACUCCGACGCGGCCACCGCCAGCGGCAGCGCCGCCGUGGGCACCUCCUCCCAGCCCACCUUCCAGCCCUCCGUGCCAGACCGGCCCUACAAGUGUUCCGUCUGCUCCAAGGGCUUCCGCCACCUGUCGGAGCUGACGCGCCACGAGCGUGUGCACACUGGGGAGAAGCCGUUCAAGUGCGAGACGUGCGACAAGAGCUUCAGCCAGAUGUCGCACCUGCAGCACCACCACCGCACCCACAGCUCGGAGCGGCCGUACAAGUGCGCCGUGUGCGAGAAGACCUUCAAGCACCGCUCCCACCUGGUGCGCCACAUGUACGCCCACUCGGGUGAGCACCUGUUCAAGUGCAACCUGUGCGAGCUGCACUUCAAGGAGUCGUCCGAGCUGCUCCACCACACAUGCCAGCCCCAAGGUGCACGACCAUUCCGCUGCGCAACGUGCGGGAAGGGCUUCAAGCGGCCGUCGGACCUUCGCCAGCACGAGCGCACGCACUCGGAGGAGCGACCUUACCACUGCGAGGACUGUCAGAUGAGCUUUAAGCAGCAGUACGCGUUGGUGCGCCAUCGUCGCACGCACACCGCCUCCGCCGACCGCCCCUUCAAAUGCAACCUCUGUGACAAGGGAUUCCUGCAGCCCUCCCACCUCCUGUACCACCAGCACGUCCACGGCAUGGACAACCUCUUCAAAUGCGCCUCCUGCGGCAAGGGCUUCAGUCAGUCGGGCGAGUUGCUCCGCCACAAGUGCGGCGAGCCGUCCACCAGCCCCAACUCUGACAAGCCGUACAAAUGUGACGUGUGUGGGAAGGGCUACAAAAAGGCGGCGACGCUGCAGCGCCACCAGAACGCGCACUGUGCUGAGAAGCCUCUGAAGUGUUCGCUGUGUGACCGCAGAUUUCUCUCCUCCUCCGAGUUCGUGCAGCACCGCUGCGAUCCGUCCCGCGAGAAGCCGCUGAAGUGUCCUGACUGCGAAAAGCGCUUCAAGUACACCUCGGAGCUGGCUCGACACAGGCGUGUACACACGGGUGAGAAACCAUACAAGUGCUCCAGCUGCGAUAAGAGUUUCAAGCAGCGGGAGCACCUAACUAAGCAUCAAGUUGUUCACGCCCGUGACGCCCAGUUUAAAUGUGUGUGGUGCGGAGAGCGCUUCGGUGACCUUGGGGCCUUGCAGGAGCACACGGUUCAGCACACCGCCGAAGGGGGCGGAUACCCCGUGCCGUCUCUCAUCCAGUAAGGUGAGGUGCGGAAGAUCAUGACGAUGACGAUGACCAAUGUCAAGCCAGGCCCAGACCCCUCAAGACUCCUCCAGCUCCUGCCUCCUCUCUCCUCUGAUGGGCAUCGUCAUGGCUGGCAUGGAAAAAGAUAUUCCAACUUAAAUGGAGGAUGAAGGCUCCCUCCGAAGAUCCCAAAAUGUCCUAUUGAGUAACUGAACCUCCACACCAGUGUCUCUCUUCCAUCAGAUAUUAGGAAGCUACCUGUUCAUCAAGCAUCCAUUGCGUGUGAGUUUUUUUUGUGUGUGAACGAGGGGUUUUUUUUUUUUGUGGAGAAUUUUUUUCUUUUGUGGAUGGUGCCACAAAAUGACCUCGUAGUGAACUCUAGGCCUGUGUAGGCUUUAAUUCUAAUGUACUCUCUUCCCUUCAGCAGUACACACAUACACACACACCGAAACGCACACACUUAUACAGUACACAUACACCUGCGCCCAGUAAUGCUCAACUACACUCACUUUCCUGGCCGUUAUUCUAAUGCACAAUCAUUCGCUUCGAUCAUGUGUAUUUAAAUACACACACACAGACUUGCGUAAACACACGGGACAUUGUUACACAAUAGCACAUACACACAAGCUUUCUUCAAGCCACAUCGCGAUGAAGAGAUGUGUUGUUCAAACUGUCUCCGUUUUGAAGGAACAAGAAUGAGGAACAGCUCCACUUUGGGCUCCAGCGAAACGGUUUUGCGGUGGGUGGGGGAAUCUGGUCCCUAUUUAAGCAUACAGAGCAACCUGAACACACACCUUACCAUAGCCCUCCCUUAUAAACACACUCGCACACAUGCACACAACUCUCUACUCCACACUUUACAUCCGGCCAUACGUGGUCCACAGGUCUAACCUGCCUCACUCUCACUCACCUACUCAACUCACACGUCUUUGUCUAUCCAGCUGUUACUGACCUGUUCCUCUUUGUCUAUCUGUAUGACUGACUGUCUGUCUGUCUGUCUGUCCGUGUGAGUUGGUGAGUGUGUGUUGUGCUUGUCAGUGUGUGUAUUUCUAUCCCCAUCUGUGUUAAGUGCUUGUGUGUGCGUGCGGUGUGUGUUAAGUGUGUGUGUGGUUGACUUAGCCUACAUGUCUACUAUCCACAUUAGACUGCCUCUGAUAAUGAUAACAGUAUUGGGUAUUUAGCUGUCCUCAAGCUGAGGAAACCCAGAGCACCACUGUAAGUGAACGCAUACUGUAUAAUUAUUAUUCCUCUGUGUGAAUGUGUGUGCGUGUGCAUGUCUGAAUGUGCAAACGAGUGUUAGUGUGCACAUGUGCGUAUGUACAUGUGCAAAUUUAUCCAGAUUGCAGUUACUUGUUCCACAUACAACCCCAAUAGUUAGUGUGAAAAUAUUUUAUAUACAUUUUUUUUGUUUUUGCUUAUUGCUCAUUUUAUAUAUAAAAACAAACAAAAAAGAAAGAAAGAGAAAGAAGCUUGAGGUGGAACACAGAUGUUUUGCUGUCUCUAACCAGUACGCGUUUUAGUGAGCGUGUCAAGUCUGUCUGUGCCCCUGUGUCCAUGGCAGCCCCUGUCGUCCAUACCGAACGGUGCUGCGCCAGAGCCAGAUCCGCGCCAGAUCUGGUCUCGUCCCCUCACCGGGCAUCCCAACCACAACCACCACCACCACCUCCACGGCGACCUGUGGGUGCCUGUACUGUACAUCAUCCAGAGCCCUCCAAAAGGGGACCGUGAAUGGAUCGGGAACAACCUCUCUCCUCUCCCCGUCCCCACAUUUCACUGCUAUAUUACAUACAUACAUAUAUUAGAAGUUAUAUUGAAAUAUAUAUUUCACUCUUCAUAUUUCCCACACACACAAAACACACUCUCAAAUACACAAAUCAGUCCUGAACAAGAAUUUCCUCUUUUCUCUAUUACUGUAUGUAUAUAGAUAGUAUGUAUGCUGACUGUUUUACCGGUUCUGUCAUAGAAAGGAGAAAAAAAAGAUUGCAUUGUCUUUCUUAACUGCAUCAUCUAUUUUAUAUGUAACUACUUUUUAUUAUGUGACUUUUGGAUUCAUAUUAUUUUGUUCUCUCUCUCCUGUAGUGGUAGUUUUGAUUGUGAUGGUGUGUUUUAAGUGUAAAGGAAGUGACUUUUAUUUUGUUUUGUGUGUAUCAUGGGCUCUGCUCCUUCACCAGUUAGUCUUUCCACACCUGUGAGGCACGUGAAUUGAACUUUUAUUUUGUUUUUAUUCAUUCUUUAAUUUUUGUGGUGUGGUUCAUUUUAUUUUUUUUAAAGAUAUACAAUUGCCUUUUUUUAAUUUUGGCCUCUGGCUUCACUCCUAUAUUGGGGUUUACCUAUGUGUCUCGUCUGUAAGACUUAUUAGUUUGCUGAUUCCCUUGAUCCAUCACAUCCUCAUUGAUCUUAUAAAUUUGGCAUUGUUAUCUGGCCUUCAUUAUUGACACAAUUAAAACUUCACUUUGUGGACGAGGCUCUUGUUUGACACAUCAAUGUAGGAGUUGAAGCAGCUUCUCACUUAAAAAUUGUGUUCAUUUAAUCAUUAGUUGAAAAAGCAUACGACUUUGUGCUGUGAAGUUUAGCACACGUAUGACCCACCGUGGCGUAUCGCAUUGCACACUGAAGUGUUCUAAGUUUGUUCAUGUUCCAUGGGAGACCUGCCGACUAGUAGAAAUUAGUUUCACGGUUUCAGAGAUUAUGUCGGGUGCUGUUUUGUGAAAGACAUAGUAUAUGUUUUAAAAAUAAAUAAUUUUGCUGACUUUGCCAAAUGAAUGGCUUCAAAAGUAUCUGAAGGGAAGCCGGUUGAUAUUACAGAGCUAAAAAGUUAUGUCUUGUAGUUUAAAACCAACACCAGAUAGAUCCAGGAUCCUGGUGAAGUCAGAAUAUUGUCGUAGAAAUGUCUGUUAACCGAGGGGCCCUAUCAGCACAACAAAUUUUUCCGACCUGAUAAAGCUUUAGUGUAUAUGUGACUGCGAUAAGGGAUAUUUCCUGUCAGAAGUCAAUGUAAGGCCCCUGCAUUUGACUCCUGUCACCAUCCGUUUAUUUUUUAUUUUUGAAACCUUUAUUUUGUUUAUUAUUGAGUAAUGGUGGAGCUGAAGGUUGCACAGUAUUAGCAGAGGCCAUGGAUCCCCCUUGCAGUCAAUCUGUUGUGGUAACAAGGCCCCCACUCCCAUUGCAUCCCAUGCUGUUCAUGCUUAACUGAACAGUCGUCAAGAUCAUUUCUGGAGGAUCUCGUUGCACACUCGUUGUUGCACGUUGCCAUUAACUCCUAAAUGUUGAAUACACCUUUGCAGGAUGCCGUAGCUCCAUUCACUCACCUGAAUGUGAAGUACGGUGUUCAGGCCAGCUCAACUACAUCAUGCUGUUUUAGCAACGGCUGUGUUCAUGCGAUGCUGUCUGCAUCGGCAGCUGUAUUUGCUACGCUAUCGUCUGCAGUAGGGUCAGCUCUCUCCAGUCCCAACGCUGUUUGCCGUGUGGUCAUCCUCUGCAACUCUGGCCUUACACGCGGUGUCAGUUUGAAUUCUGAACCCAAUUUACUCUCCCCGUUAUUUUCUUUUCUUUUUUUGUUCACUUAAUUUGAAUGUUUUUUUUUCCCCCCCGUUCUCUUCAUAAUCCCAUAUAUAUAUAUAUUGUGUGUGUGUCAUGCCCAUUUCUGAGUAUAAAGUUUUUUAAUUUUCUUUUUUUUUAUUAUUAUUACUGAGAUCUCCAGGCAUUAAGACAAGGUUGACAUCAAGUGGGAUUUAAAAGAAACUAUGUAUGUCAAGUGUUUUUAUGUUCUCAAGUUUGCAUUGUAUAUUAAUUUUUUUUAUUAAUAUUGUUUAAGAUCUAUAUAUAAAUAUCUAUAUUCUGGGUUGGAGUGGUCAGGGGUUAGGAGAAGAGGAAGGUGACUUGGUGUCAUUGGCAGGCGGCUGACCUUUGACCUAGGGAAGAAUUCGUGUGUGACUCCUCCCAUCUUAGCCUCCGUAAGCUCCACCCUGUGCAUGCCUGCUGUGUUAGUUCCUGUAGUCUUUCUUGGUAUUUGCGCCUUUUGGUGCGCUUACCUUUCUCUUUAACUUUUUUCAAUUGUAGAUUGUGGACGAGCUAGUUAAAUUACAUCAUGUGGCAAUGGAUGUGUACAUUCAUGCUCAAAUAUCUGUAUGUAGCAUUUAAUAUACACAGCACUAACAAAUAAACCUUUUCAUUAAUAACAUGA